Molecule: messenger RNA, 1221 nt
Organism: Nanorana parkeri
Lineage: Eukaryota; Metazoa; Chordata; Amphibia; Anura; Dicroglossidae
Product: relaxin-3 receptor 2-like
Exons: 1
Coding region: 1-1221 (406 amino acids)
Biological process (GO): immune response; G protein-coupled receptor signaling pathway
Cellular component (GO): membrane
Molecular function (GO): G protein-coupled receptor activity
Source: RefSeq, a predicted model, not a curated record
AUGGAUAGCAACCACUCGGCGGCGCUAGUUUGGAACGCCACAGAAUACGACCCCACAGUCAGCGUGGAUGCCGACGCCACCAUCCCGACCUAUGGACUUGUGAGUUUCCAAAUCGUUAUUGCCGUCAUCUAUUCCUUGGUCUGCACGGUGGGGCUUCUAGGCAACUUCUUCGUCAUGUACCUGAUCAGGGCGAAGAGAGUCAGCGGUCUCACGGCCAUUGACAUUUUUGUCUUCUGUUUGGCGCUGAGCGAUUUCCAGUUUGCCUUCACGUUGCCCUUCUGGGCUGGGGACGCCAUCAUGGACUUCAGCUGGCGCUUUGGACAUCCCAUGUGCAAAAUUGUCCUCACCAUGACCGUGCUGAGUGUCUACUACAAUGUGUUCCUCCUGACCGCCAUGGCGGUGACGCGAUACUGGCUGGUGGCUUCGGCGUUGAGCCUCACGUGCACCGUGUCCACCACAGCGGCCAAAUGGAUCAGCUUUGCCCUGUGGCUUUUAGCCCUCGCGGCCACCGUACCCACAAUUAUUUUUGCCAGCACAAAACAGAUCCUGGGAGAUGAACUCUGCCUCCUUAAGUUCCCGGAGAAGAAGUGGUUGGCCAUUUACCACGUUCAAAGGUUCAUCAUGGCCUUUGUCAUACCUCUUAUUGUGAUCUCCACGUCCUACAUUUCACUGCUGAACUUCUUGAGGCAGCACAGGGUGAACGCCAACAACCAACAUCGCCAGAGCAAGAUCACCAACUCCAUCCAGCUGGUCAUUAUAGUCUUCUUCGUCUGCUGGUUCCCCAACCACGCCGGCAUUUUUUGGGGCAUCCUCAUGAAGUUUGAAGUGGUCCAUUGGAGCGACGCCUACUACUACUUCCAUACCUACGUCUACCCCAUUACUAUAUGCCUUGCCCACAGCAACAGCUGCCUGAACCCGGUCAUCUACUGCCUGAUGAGGAAGGAAUUUCGGAAGUUGCUCUGGGCGUUGCUUAGGCAACUCAAGGGCAUGGUCAUGGGCAUUCUGCCCUCAGCCAAACGUUCCAACAUGGACCAGGAGACAGAGGUGCCACUCUACCGAAAGUCCAGCCUUCCUCACACCAAUAGCAGGGAAUAUCACGGACCUUCUGUCUCCACCAUCACGAUCCUUCACGACAUGCCGGCCAAGGACCAACGGCAAUGCAACGGAGCAACCCCGAAGCAGGAGACCGCAAUGGACUAUCCCAAUGACUGCGAACUGUGA